CGGUUGUUCAAGCGUUACGAUGCAUUGGCAGGGAUCUUAGCUGUUAUGCAUGUGUGAAUUCUGAAUAAGUAGUAUGUGUCAUUGAGCAAGUUAUUCCUGCCAUUCUCAAGUUGGCUAGAGAGCUAGUUACGACAGCUUGCUUGAUAGCUAUCAAACUGCCUUUGUUUUUCUUUCUUACAGUAGAGUUAUCCGUCUUUAAUGACACAUGAGUGUGUCUCUGGUCGUGAUCCGUCUGGAGCUAGCAGACCAAUCUCCGUCGCCCUUACAUUUCCAGUACAGCGCAGCAGUUGAGCAUAUGUCAGAGAAGGAGCUUCAUGAAAAGGCUCUGGGCUCUGCUCAGCAGGCACUGAGUGGGAAGACUGAGCUAGAGAGAACUGCUGUUCUAAAUCAACACAUUGGCAGCAGAGCCAUGGGAGACAUGGUCAUCGAAACCUUUGCUACCAACCCAGAAAAGGAUGAAGGUACGGAGAUGAGGCCAUCAGGAGGUGAGAGUGAUGGGACCCCAGAAACCCAACUGGGAACUACGGGGGGCAAAGAGAUGAGCACAGCUCCUGACUCCCCCUCGAAACAGCUGCCAGACCAAAUCUCCUUCUUCAGUGGCAACCCUUCGGUGGAGAUUGUCCAUGGCAUCAUGCAUCUCUACAAGACCAACAAGAUGACAUCACUGACGGAGGACGUGAGGCGCAGUGCAAUGCUGUGUAUCCUGACGGUCCCUGCUACAAUGACGAGCCAUGACCUCAUGAGAUUUGUGGCGCCUUUUAAUGAUGUCAUGGAGCACAUGAAGAUCAUCCGAGAUUCCACACCUAACCAGUACAUGGUCCUCAUCAAGUUUAGACAUCAGGUGGAUGCAGAUAGCUUCUACACGGCAUGCAACGGUCGCCAGUUUAACUCCAUUGAGGACACAGUGUGUCAGCUGGUAUAUGUGGAGAGGGCUGAGGUCAUCAAGUCUGAGCAGGGAGCCAGUCUGCCUGUUAUGGAGAUGACGGAGCUACCUAAGUGUACAGUGUGUCUGGAGAGGAUGGAUGAGUCGGUUAACGGUGUUCUGACCACCCUCUGCAACCACAGCUUCCACAGCCUGUGUCUACAGCGCUGGGAGGAUGCAUCGUGCCCUGUAUGUAGAUACUGCCAGACACCAGAGCCUGUAGAGGAGAACAAGUGCUUUGAAUGUGGGGUGCAGGAGAACCUGUGGAUUUGUCUGAUCUGUGGGCAUAUAGGUUGCGGCCGCUACGUCAGUCGCCAUGCUUACAAACACUUUGAGGAGACACAGCAUACUUAUGCCAUGCAGCUGACCAACCACCGUGUCUGGGACUAUGCAGGAGACAACUACGUCCAUCGCUUGGUGGCAUGCAAGACUGAUGGCAAGAUGGUCCAGUAUGAAUGUGAGGGCGACACAUGCCAAGAUGAGAAGAUAGAUGCGCUACAGUUAGAGUACUCCUACCUACUGACCAGUCAGCUGGACUCACAGCGCAUCUACUGGGAGAAUAAGAUUGUUCACUUGGAGAAAGACACAGCAGAGGAGAUUAACAACAUGAAGGCCAAGUUCAAGGAAACCUUAGACCGCUGUGAUAACCUGGAGAGGAGACUGGGAGAGCUGUCCAAGGAAAAGCAGAACAUGGAGAAGAAGUGUACCCAGUUCAACAACCGUGUCAUGAAGCUGGGCCAGGAGUUGAAGGAGGAGCAGGAAAUGAACCGCUGUCUAAGAGCAAAUCAGGUCGAGCUCCAGAUCCAGUUGGCAGAGGAGGAACGUAAGGCCCGGGAGACAGGUGAGAGGAAGGAUGCGGCCAUAGCAGAGCUGCAAGAGCAGCUGAGAGAUGUCAUGUUUUACCUGGAGACCCAGCAGCAGAUAGAGCACUUGCCCCCGGAGGCAAGGCACGAGAUCCAGGAGGGGCAGAUCAACAUCGGCGCCAACCCCACCAACGCCGGAGCAGGACCAUCCUCCGUUGGACAGGGCAGGAGAGGUCGGGCGAAGAGGGGGAAGUAAAGAGAGAAAUUGAAUAAGGAAGUUGAGGUAAAGAGGUUGAGGAAGAGACUUCGGAAAGGACAGCGUGUGCAUGUGUGCCCCUGUGUGUCUAUCAAAUAGUUCCUGUUUGAGUACAUGUGUGUUGCACAAUGAUGGUAGUCUUGUAGACACUGCUUUUGGAUGUAAGGAAAAGAGGUUGAGCAUUUAAGGGGAUGGGGGGGGGAGCUGAUGUAAUUCACUAAAGGAAUGGGCUUUGUCAAAAUUACAGUCUUCUGGACAUGCCACUUGUGUGUAAGUAAAUAUAUAUUGAGUUAAAGGAUACAAUAUUUUCAAAAUAUAACUAAGCAGUUAAAAAACAAAUGUAGUUGAUGUCUUUCCCAUUCAUACUGCCUGUCUUGAGCCAUCAGUCAGAUGUGUUGUCUUUUUUUUUGUAUUAACCUUAAAAUGUCUAUAUCGGUAUAGAAUAAGGCAUUUGCUCUCUCUCUCACACAUCAUAACAUAAACAGAAAGACUGGAGGAGAGGAAGCCACUGUACACAACUGACACGCAGCCCCAGGGAACAGCAACAGGAAGCAUACCUUCUCAGUAGUGUUGUUUUUGGCGGCCUGUUUUAAUUUUAGUCUAGUCUUUGUAUCAAGCUGUCAUUUUAGUUUUUAUUCGUUUUAGUCAUGUUCAUACUCUUUUUAGUCUAGUAAAGUUUCAGUCGACUAAAAGUCUGAGCAUUUUAGUCUUAUUUUAGUCAGACUUAUUCAUGACUAUUUUAGUCUAGUUUUAGUCGACGAAAACUGAUGACUAAAAUAAGACUAAAAUACAAUUUUCAUUUACUUAAACUAGACUAAUUAGUCUAGUUUAAGAUUAGUCUAGUUUAAGUAAAUGAAAAUUGUAUUUUAGUCUCUUUUUAAUCAAAACAGAAGUAGUCUAAGCAGUAGUCUCGGGAGGCAUGUUAAUGCAAAACGAUUUAUUUAAAUGUAUGUAUUUGUCUAGGAUAAGGUAUUCAAAGAAAUGUUGAUGCCAAAUUCAGUUCAGUGUGAUUGCUAUGUGAAUGACAACUAGCUACAGUAUUUGGCCAACAAGGGAUGCUUAGAACACAUGCAUUCAGUCAGGUAGGAACGAAGAACCCACUUUACACACUCUCAUACAAACAAAUACACACACACAGUACACACACGUUAACCCACUUUACACUCUCACAAACACGCUAGUCACACACGUUUGUUUCAGGCUGUCAGUUGUUUUCAGCUCCAGUGGCUAACGUUUAAAGCUAACGUUAAAACGAGACACAUUAACCACAGCCUCAUGAGUUGGAUAAUAAUAACGCGACUAAAUGAGACGAAAUAACGUUAUAGCGUUUCGGUUUUAUUUUGUAAACCACAUUUCGUCUCGUUUUUAUUCGUCAACAAUAAUGCAUUAUAUAUUUAAUUAUAGUCAUCACAUGACCAGCAUUUACGCUGUGUCUCGUUUCGUUUUUGUCACGUGAUAAAGGUCCUUUGACGACGAUAUAUAGUCAUCAUUUUCGUUGACGAAAAGCAACACUACUUCUCAGUACCAUCCUGCCUGUUUAUUUGCUUGGGUGAGAUAUGUGCCUGUACACUUGAAACAAUGUUUUGCAAUGUCCUUUACUCCUUUUAAAAGAUUGUACGUUGUUCAUUGAUAGAAGUGUAGAAACAUAGAAAUUAAGGUGGACAUGUAGUUGGUGAGUCAGUUAUUUCAAUUCAGUCUCAAUUCACUUUAACUGUGAGGGUGACACUUUGAUGUAGUGGUUUUCACUUUAUGUAACGUUAUGUAUAUAUCAGUCAUGUUCAAUCCCUUUUACAAAUUUUAUAUGGCACAAAAAAAACUUUGAGAGCCAGACAAACGCAUCAAUGAUAUUUUGCCAUUGUUAUUACUUUACCGAAUGGCUCACAGAUGGUAAUGGCUCGAGCCAUUACCAGCUCAGAAUUGAAGCAAAUUCAUGCAUUUUUGCACCAUUCAGUAAGCUGCUUAAGGUGACCAUGGUAGAAAUAGAGGACCUCAAUCAAGAAAAGUAUCCCUGCAUCCACACUUUUUGAUAUGGAACUUGACGUGUGCAAGAAAAGCAAUUCCCUCAAGUAGGGUGCAUUCUUUCCUGGUGUUGACAUCAAUGAGUUAGAAUUGUGUAACUGGAUAAUGUUUCGUAUUUGCACUAAACUGAUGCCAGACUGCCAAUACCUUGCAAUUGAAUGAUUAUAGUAUUGCUUUGCAUAGCUGUGUGGUACUGUAGCGUAUUUUCGUCUCAAUCCAUCAAAAAAAAAUUACAACUUGAAAGCAGGAAAUUGCUUGCCUUUUUCAAAUUUAAGUAAUUCCUUAAAAUUUAAAUAUAACUCUUAUCCAUUUGUUUUGUACUUCUAUUACAACACUCAAUAAAUAUGUGUUACAGUUA
This is a messenger RNA of Osmerus eperlanus (European smelt), 4358 nucleotides long. It is a transcript of the gene brap, whose product is annotated as BRCA1 associated protein. Lineage: Eukaryota; Metazoa; Chordata; Actinopteri; Osmeriformes; Osmeridae. The record is from RefSeq and is a predicted model, not a curated record. Bases 206 to 1981 code for a protein of 591 amino acids. Gene Ontology annotation, cellular component: cytoplasm. Gene Ontology annotation, molecular function: zinc ion binding; nucleic acid binding; ubiquitin protein ligase activity. Gene Ontology annotation, biological process: protein ubiquitination; Ras protein signal transduction. The transcript has 13 exons.